Messenger RNA from Condylostylus longicornis, 9739 nucleotides. It is a transcript of the gene fid, whose product is annotated as probable serine/threonine-protein kinase DDB_G0282963. Gene Ontology annotation, molecular function: S-adenosylmethionine-dependent methyltransferase activity; tRNA binding. The transcript is spliced from 4 exons. Lineage: Eukaryota; Metazoa; Arthropoda; Insecta; Diptera; Dolichopodidae. Gene Ontology annotation, biological process: tRNA wobble uridine modification. The coding region runs from base 68 to 5695 and encodes 1875 amino acids. Gene Ontology annotation, cellular component: cytoplasm; nucleus. The record is from RefSeq and is a predicted model, not a curated record.
GACAAAUAAAGAUAUUACAUAGGGAAAUAAAAUUAUAUAUUGAAAAAAAAUUGUAUUUAAGAUUUACAUGCUAUCCGAAGAUACAGUGCCGCAUUCGGCAGCUACAUUUGAAGAUAAAUUUCAGUACAUUAUUGAAGAUGAAAAUAUUGAUAAAGAGCUACAGUACGAAAAAGAAAAUACAGGAAUAUCACAACCUAAGAAAAAUUCAAAAUUUCAAAAUAAUUUAUCAAUUACGGUGAUACCUUCUGCAGCCCAUAUUCAAAAGGAAAAUAAAACAUGCACCAAAACAGAAUUAAGGGAUUUACCGACAGCAAUUUCAAUAAUAUCAACAAAAACUGCUAAUUCAGCAGUUACAGUGGAUAAUGGAAAUAGUUCUAUUGAAACGAAAAUUUUCACAAAUAAAAACCUUAGUUUAGAUCAAGAAAAAUCGCUUGAAAAUUCUUAUAUAUCACAUCAGGCAUUAACAAAUUUUUCGGCUAUAACAAGAACAAAAAAUUUGCAAACAUUUAAAAUAGGAGUUUUGAAUAGUAAAUACCGUUGUAUAGAAAAUAUAGAUAAAAAAACUUUUGCCGAAAAAAGUUAUAGUAAUGACACUAGACCAACUAUUACUGACAGGGAACAAAAAGAGUUAUUAGUAAGAGAAAAUGAAAAACAUGUAGUAAGUAAAGUAAGCAAUAUCAAAACAUCACCAACUACAAUGCUAACAACACAGUACCCAUUUUUGUUAUCACUCCCCCAGCAGCAGUCAAACAAUAAUCAACAAAAACUAGAACAUCACGAAUUUAUGAACAAUGCAACAACAAGUGGUAGAAUUAAUAUAUUACAAUCAAUGCAACAAAAUAAUACAACAAUUACGACAACAAAUUUAUCAUCAAAUAUAAAUAAUGUCUUUUUAACAUCCGAACUGUCACAUGCAAUAAAUAACACUUCUCAAAAUCAAGAUAAGAAUUGUAAUAGUAACAAUAGUAUUAUUAACAAAAAUAAUAACAACGGUAACAUAAACAUUAAUAAUAGUAAUAAUAAUAACAGUAAUAAUAAUGAAGCUUCUGGUAGAUCAGCGGCUCUGGAACGUGCUUACGUUCAUGAUGUUUAUGAAAAUUGCGAAGAACCAACCGGCCCGAUUAGGCCAAAAGUCGCACAGUUUUUAUCUGGUUUAGAACCUGGCUCAAUUGUCUGUGAUGUUGGAUGCGGUAAUGGUCGUUAUUUAACUGCAUGUAAUCCAUAUAUAUGUACUAUUGGAGUUGAUCGGUGCUUCCGGUUAGCCAAAGCUGCCAGAGGAAAAGGUGGCGAGGUAGCUCUAUGUGAUAAUUUAGAAUUACCAUUUCGAGACGAAUCAUUUGAUGCUGUUUUAUCAUUGGCAGUAGUUCAUCAUUUUGCCACAACCGAACGUCGCGUAGGUGCAAUACGUGAAUUAGCUCGAAUACUAAGAAUUGGUGGGCGAGUUAUUAUAAGCGUUUGGGCGUUAGAGCAACGGCAUCGGCGUUUUGAGUCACAAGAUGUUUUAAUACCAUGGCAACCACCAAAAAGUCGAACCACAAAUUAUUCAGACGAAGAGGAUGAAGACGAGUUUUUGCCGCCUUACCAUGCCUAUAUGGAGGAUUCUACAAAUUCAAGUCGAUCAGCCGGUGAUGGUGAUAGUUCAAGCUUAUCUUCAUCGUCACCAGGUGAAUCAUGUUACAGUUUUGUGAGAAGGGCUAUUCAGAAACUGGCUGGGGGACGUAAAAGACACCAAUGGUUUUUAGAUUCAUGGACUUCAAAAGAAACUAAAAACGAUAGUAGUCUUGACUAUGAGGAUGCUAAAGAUUUACCAAUUGAAUUACGGCGUCUAGAAGAUUUUGAAGACCUUCCUGAUCCCCCACUUUCAGCAGGUUUAAAAUCACGCAGUCUGGGCAGUAUUUUAAACCCACCACCAAGGCAAAUAGUCCGUUCUAGAUCAAGUGUACCAAGCUUGGGUGGAACUGUAGCAUCACAACAAUUUGUUUUCCCAGAUCAAAAGCAGCAACUAUUAGGUUAUAAUAACAACCAUAUUUUGUCUAUAACAUCAUCACAGUCACAUUUAGGUACUAAACCAAAUGCAAGUAACAUUGGGAUUUUAUCAAGUACUUCUGGCGAAAACAACAUAAAACAACAACAAUCGAAUAAUGUUUCACCAACAAAAGUUUUAGUUGGUAGUACCAGUGCAAGUGGGAACAGUUGUAUAAAUAGCGGUGGACCAUCAUCAUCCACUGGUACACCCACAAUGAGUAGAAGGCCUAAAUUGAUAAAACAAAAACAAUCGCUAUGUGAUGAUGAUUUUCAACUGCCAGAUAAUCCAUUUCAUAUGUUAAAUAAUAAUAAUACUAAUAAUAAUAAUAAUAAUAACAAUAGUAAUAAAAAUAAUAAUAUUAUUAAUAAGGAAAAUAAUAAUAGUAAUAAUAAUAACAAUAAUAAUAAAAAUAAUAAUAAUAAUAAUAAUAAUAAUAAUAAUAAUAAUAAUAAUGAUAAUUGUUUGAAUAGUUUCAAUAAUGGUAGCAGUAGUAAUUUAUUAAACAAUUUAAAUGCGAAUAAAAAUAGCAACUUAGGUGCCAGCGGAAGUGGUCACGUGAACUUACAAACAAAAUUAUUUCAAAAACAAUUUUCCGAUUCUAGACUACUUUUAAGAAAACAGAGUUCUCUUAACGAAGAAUUAAUGGCAGAAAAUCGUUUACGUGAAAAGGAGCGUGUACGCAAGCGUAUACAAAAACAGAUGUCUUUAAAUGAAGCAUUUUUAUGUAGGUCUGUAUUUACAAAACGCCUACAAAUUAUUAGAGAAGGUUUUACUACUAAAUUGAAAACUUCGACUGGUAGUUUAGAACGCGUAACGAAAAAUAGUUUAGUUAAGAUAAUGAAAAAUUUUCAAGCUGCUAGUCAAUUUGGAUCGUCAACUUCAUCAAGUACUGAUGUAAACACGUUUAAUAAAAGUGAUUCAACUUCAAAUUCGGCGAAUAAUCUAUCGCGUUCGAAAUAUGGAGGCAUAUCAAGAAAAAAUAGUUGCCAGAAUAGUUUAUUGAGUGGAAAAUUGGCUAUGCAGCAUUGUAUUACGGCUGGUAGUCAUAAUACUUCCAGUGGCGCAUGCCCUAAUUGCAAUAAUGGAAGUGGAGGUUCAGGCAGUGGUGGCAGUAGCAAUAGUAGUAAUAGUAACGAUGACCAAAAUAGUAAACCAAGGCGCCAUUCAAGAGAAAGUGGCUCAGAUUCGUCAAAAGAUAGUAGCCUACAAUCUGAUACUAGUAUUGAAUCUGAAGAUAGUUUUGCUUCAGUUAUAUUUAUACCCAAACAAGAAAACCAGCAGCCGCUGCAUUCUCUGCAACAACAUUAUAAAUGCCAUCAACAUAAUGGGAACGGAGCAUCAACGACAUGUAAUUGUUAUUCAGGACGGAAUUACAUGAAUGGUGGCAAUAUUGUCCCAUCAGUGCCAACAUCUCCACUUAUAAUGCCAUGUCCUCCAACUCCAGCUCAUUCACCUGCAGCUUUAAAUUCUAAUAAUUACAGUGGGAAUUUAGGUUCAGUUAUAACAUCACCUCCUUUACAAUUAGUAAGUGGAAUGUUAUUAUCGCCUCCAAAUUUAAAUAUGCAAGCCAAUUUUAUAAAUAAUGAUGAUGAAAUCUAUAAUUCUUCAAUUAUUACAAAUAAUUUUGAAAAAAUACAGGGAUCCAAUAGAUUUACAUUUGACGAAGAACAUAUUUUGGCGCAGCAAAGUUUAAAUUCUGGGACAAAACAAAUUAAUGGGUCAAAUGAUGAAACUGGUGCAACCACAAUUUCGAUAGCUCCAGAGUUUGUCAAGUCAGAAGAAAAUUCAGAGGUGAGAAAAGUGGAAAUAAUUGAGGAGAUAUCCCCUAUUAGUGCAGGAGCAAUUAAAAAAAAAUUACUACCUAAAAUAACACGGCAAUCAAUAAAAGAUUUGCCCCCAAUUCCAAAAUUUCGGAAAAAUCAUUCUUUACCAAUUGUCAAAACGAGUUAUCCUAUAAUAAGACGAUCGUCAGCAUCUCCUGCAAUAGCGAAAUUACAAUCCUUAGAAAUAUUCAAUCCAGCUACAGAUGAUCUCGAUAGUGAUUCAAGUGAAGCGUCAUCGCCAGAUUCAAUUGACAGUGUUAUUGAUGUUAGACCUACAUCAGGUUUAUCUUCAGGCGAUUCUGGCACAGAUACUGUUAAUAAAUCAUCCGCGUCAGGUGGUACUACAAGGAAACCUGAAACCCCUUUACUUACGGAGGCUUCAUUCGCAGUAAAUGCCGAUACACAACGGGUCAAAUUACAGCAUACUAAAAAAUACCAUUCAUUAGACUUACCUAAUUCAUCGUCAAGUACAACAAUAGGUGCAACUUCUUUAAAUUCUUUAAAUCAAACGGGUAGUACAGACGAUGUUAAAAAAACAGGUGGUCUUCCUAGUUGCAUUAGCAAAUUUUGUAGUAUAAACAGAAGUAAUGAAUUGAUCAAAGCAAAUCAAGAACUUUUAUCAAAAUAUUCAAACAAUAAAGAUAGCCUGAUGAUAAAUACCUUAGACAUUAAAAAUGUUACAAGUAAUAGUUUUACAAAUUUAAAUGACACAUCAACUACAUACAACAAAGUAGCGACUACAUCGCGUCAAGAACUUAUUGAUUUUGCUGAACAAUUAAGUGCUCAAUUAUUAAAACGUUUAGAUGCCGAUGCAAACAAAAAUAAAAGAUUAGACGAUUCACCACCUCAACCUGACGGUGAUUCCGGAACAUACAGCAGUGGAUAUUUAGAUGAAUUCCUUGAUGAUGUACCUUACACUUCAAGGUCCUCGUUUCGUCAUAGUGGUAACGAAGCUCGAGAUCUGGCUGAUUGGCGGGAAGAGUUAAGAGAGCGAAGAUUAAAUUUAGCAAAUUUGUCAACUCAAACAAGUCAACGACAAUCCCCAAUAUCUUCAUCUACUUCAUCUUUAUCGUCUCAAACAGCUCGUAGUUAUACAAUUCAUGAAGAAGAUGAAGAUAUUGAAGCAGCGGAUUCCAGCACUGGCUAUUCGUCAUCAACAGCACCAAUCGGUAACCUCUACGAAAAUCGUAGUAAGAAUUUAAAGUAUAAAAGAAAUUCAACAGCGGGUAGCAGCUAUAUUGAUUACAGAAAUUAUAGUAUUUAUCCAGAAACUGCAUAUUUAAUACAAGACGGUGAUGGUGAUAGUUUAUCGCGCGACGACGAUGACCCCUAUGAAGAUAUGGACAACAAUAAUGUCAUCCCCGAAGAAGAUGAAGAUGAGUAUGAUCGAGAUGAGAAUGCCUAUGAAGAUGAAGAUGAGAACGGUUACUCUAAGAAAACUAAUCGUAAUACGAUACGUUGUCAGGAUUCUUCAGAUUCUCCACUGGAAGAUUUAGGAACACCUGAAAAUGAUGCAAGAAUGGAAAAGAAUGAUCCAACGAUAUGUAAUAAAGAUACUGAUGGAGCAGUGGACGAAUGCAUCGCAGAUGCGAAUGGUCACAACAAUACUGAGGGCGUUGUAAGUGGGCGUGAAUCUUGGGCCUUGACAAAUAGUUCAAAUUCAUUAGAUAGCCCUUCUCAAAGUGGUGGUUCAACGACGCAUCACCGUUACUAUCAUGUGUUUAGAGAAGGUGAACUAGACGCAUUAAUAAAUCAUCACGUUACGAGUUUACAUAUCGUUUCAUCUUAUUAUGAAAGAGCAAGUUGGUGCGUUGUUGCGGAAAAGGUUCAAGUUUGGACAAUAUAAUUUUAUAGUGAAUGAUAUUUCACGAAGACAUAUGAUCAAGCUAAUAUUUUUAGCUAAAUAAUUUGUAUCUUUUUUUUUUUCAAAAACUUUUAUAAAGUCAAUUUAAAAAAUGUGUAAAAAGGUAGUGUUCUCUAUUAUAUUUGGUAAAGUAGUUAUUAUACGAGAAUGUUUCAAAGACAUUCAUUUAUUAUUGUAUAGGUCUUUAAUGUAUAUUUUAAUUUACUUUUCAUCAUCUAAUUAAGAUUAAAAAAACUAUUAAUUUUUCUUAAUUUUUUUUAAUAUGUCUAUGUUUUCUAUUUUUAUUUUUUAUUACAUUAAUAGUCUAAGUUUGAAAACAAUAUUCAUCUAAUUUAUUGAUACUCAAUUUUUCCAAACGUCUUCCCCAAUUGAAAUAGAUAUAUAUACCAACAAGUGAAGAAUUACAUUUAUGCUGGGUGGUUUUAUAUAAUAUAGCUAGAUUUCUAUAUUAAAUUGACAUUCUUAAUUAAAAAUUAAAUACUUUGCGAACUUGAAAACAACUAAAAUGUUUGUGAGCUUUGUUAUUUCCGAAUUUUUAGAACAUACAGGUCAGUUCCGAGAUUGCUAACAUUUCAAUGCACAUUUCUUGCUAUAGUUUAUAAUCUUAUAUCAUUCAAAUUUCGUGUUUUUAUUUCGAAGAAUUACAUUUUGCGUUUUUGCAAAAAUUCAAACGAGUGUUUGCAAAUAUUUUUAUAAGUAUUUUUGCGUAAUCUUAAACAACAUACAUAUGCAUAUAUAUUUUCAACAAUACACAUACAUAUGUGUAUAUUUUAGUUUUAAAAACCCGUAUUUUAGUUUUAAAAAGUGAUCAAGUUCACAUUAAAAUAAGUUAUAAGGUUUCUUAAGCGAAAUACAUACAUACAUAUGUACAUAUAUAAGCUAAAAUCUAAAUCACAGUCAAAAUGAUGCAAGAAAAAAAAUUUUGGUUUAAAUAAAAAUUAAACAAAAUGGUUUUAAAAUUAUUAUCUUUUAAUAUUUAUUCUUAAAUUACAUUCAAUUUUCAACAAAAUAAAAAAACUUAUUUCAUUCUAAGAGCUAUAACAAAAAUAAUAACAAAACAAAAAAAAUGUCAAUAACUUAUCUAACAGUGAAAAUGAUGCAAAGUAUUUUCAUUUGAAACUACAAAGUAUAGAUUCUUAUUGCAAAUGAUUAAAUCCUAAAUUAGUAAUCUUCUUUAUUUUCUAAGACAAUAUUAUUUUAUUUUAUUUGUUAUUUUCUCUUUGGCAUAGAUUUAAUGAGGUUGGUGGUGUAAGAUGGUUCAAUAUCUUUUCACUCUUCCUGUAUCAUUUAUUAUUUAUCAUUUAGAUCAUUUUCAUUUGAAAUUUUGUGCUUGCGAACUUCUUUUUCUAACACACUCCACAAAUUUUCAAUAACAUUAAGGUCAGGAGACGGCGAAGGGGUUUUCAUGACAUGUGCGCAAUCAUACAAUAGCCAUGACUUUACGUUAUGUACAGUGUGCGUGGGAUCGUUCUCCUGAUAGUACUACCGAUUCCCAAUUUUUUUGCACUGCUUGCAAGAUUUUCUUUUAAAAUGUUUAAAUACAUUGAUGCAUCAAUUUUACCUUCGAUAAAUUUUAGGUUCCCGUCACCGACAGAUAACAUAUAACCCCAUUCGCAAAUAUGACCACCACCAUGUUUAACUGUUCUGUUAAUGUUAGACGUUUUUACGGCCUGAUUAUGUUUUCUCCACACAGUUCUCAAAAUCUUUGUUAAUGUGUACUCUAGCCAAUUGCAAUCUUGAUUGUAUAUUUUGAUUUCAAAACAUUUCUUGCUAUUCUGCCGUGAAAAUCAUUACGCCUUAGGACCUUUCUUACUGUUUUAGCUUCGCAUUGUUUGCCUAAGUAUAUUUCCGCCCCAGCUGCUAUUUUUGGUGCACUUAACUUCGGGUUUUAUCGAACUUUCUUUAAUAUAAACCAAAGUAUAUCUACUAAUAAGUAAUUCGACUCGUUCCAUCCCGUUAGUUUUCAUUUGCAUCUUGCUUCCAAAUUCUUAAAAUAUUCCAUUUUUUUUUUUAGAAAUAGAUGGUAAUAAGAGUUGUGUAGGCAAGAAAGAAACAAAAACGAGUGUAUGAAAACAAACGAGUGUAUGAAAAACAUUGAACUGAAAUAAAAUUAUAUUAAGUUAGGUAAAAAUUUUGUUUUGAUAAUGACAAAAUUUAUUUUUCAUUUUUUAAAGUUAGGUAAAAAAUUCGAAUGUAUUAAAGCAAAAGAGUUUGAAAUUUCAUGUAGGAAUCGACACAUGCAUGUACGUGGUACAGUAGAUACGCAGUAUAAGGUGGUGACAUAGAAAUAAAGUAAUUUAUAAAGAAUAAAAGGUGUAUACUGAUUACUUUAUGAAAUAUAGUUAUUACCGAUUAAUUUAAAAGAACAAACCUCUCCACAUUUCUUGGCAACAAAUUAAAUUUUCGUGUCGGCUUUUUCGCCUCACACACAGUAUUACACCCCAAACAUUUCAAAUAAAAUAUUACAAAAAAAUUUUUUUUUCACAACUCCUUAAAAUUUUUUUUAAUAUUAUACGUCUUUUUAAAAUUUAUUUUUAUUAUUUUUCAUAUAAAUUAUAAUAAUUUUUUUUUAAACACUUUUUUUCCGCUUCGCUUUUAUAAUAUAAAUACACCUUUUUUGCCACCUUGUACUGGAAUGAAUUACAGAAAUUAUUGUGUCGCUUUUAAAAUUCUUAAUAUUUUUCCCUAUACUUUAUAUACGAGCAAAUAAUAAAGUGUCGCCUUUCAAAAUACAUUAUAAAAAAACAGGUUGACAUCUAUUGCGUACUCUUUCCCUCUCCCAAAAAUUCUUAUGUGUAUAAAAAUGAAAAUAACAAGGUAUACUGCUUAACUCUUUUAACUAAGGGAAUUUUUUGUAUACAAAUAUUGGUGAGUGAUUGCAUUAGUGUGAUGUAAACGGAGAGUCGAACUACUUGUUAGUAGAUAUACUUUGAUAUAAACCUUUCAUCUGUAGCGUUAAAGACUUUUUGAGCUACAUUUUUGCUUACUUAGCACUCUAUCUGUUUUUCAUAUCUUUCGAUGAUAUGCUAGAUAGUUAAGCGUGGUUUGUUCAUAAUUUCACUUAAUUUACUUUAGGUCUUGCCAUUUCUGAAAUGAUGCAAUACCAAUUCUCUUUCUUCUAAAGUAGUGUGCUUCCAUUGUGUAAAAUACCUAAUCUGCUUUAUUUUAAGUUAGCGUCUAACUCAUUAAAACACUAAAUAUGAACGACUACAAUUAAAUCUUACGUAAAUACAAAAAAAUGGCUCCAAAAACGGUAGAAUCUCUUUUUUACAUAAAAUUGUACCGUUUGCAUCAUUUCCAGUGUGAGAUUAAUAUUUUUUUUUGUUGUUUUUUUUCUAAGUUUUUUUGUAAUGAAAUAUUUUUUUUAUUUUCCUAGAAAUUAAUUGUACUUUAAGAAUCAAUGAUAAAAAGUAAUAAUUUUCAAAAUAUUAUAUUCAUUUUUUAUCUAAAGCAAAAUUUUUUUUCUUGCAUCAUUUUGACUGGGAGACACUGUGUAUAUACACACAUGUGUAUGUUUUUUAAAUACCAACACAAAAGUGCAUAAUUUAUUAUUGUAGUUAAUUUUUUUUCUGCAUCCUUUCAUUAAUUUUUUGGCAAUCUUUUUUAUUUUAUUUGUACAAAUAGUUUUCUUUAAUUACCAAAAUUUGUAUGUAUAUCAGUAUUUGAUGAUGAGACAAUGAUCUCCAAACGCGUCUACAUAUUAUGAUCUAAGUAAAAUAAAAAGAAAUUUAAUACAUACAAACAUAUGUAUCUAUAAAUUAUGUUUUUUUUUAUAAAUAGCUUAACAUACGAAAGUUAUAAUAAUAAUUUUUUUUGUUUCUUUAAUUAAACGCACUCAGUAAGUAACUCAAAAAGUUUGGUUGUUAUCAAUUUCUAAAUAUGUAUAUUCUUAAUAACUAUUUUAUUCUUCAAUUAGUAAAUUGCAUCAUCCAGUUCAUUUAUAUUAUGUAAUUUAAUUUAGGUAUAUUUUAUCUUGAUUUUUGAAUUUUAUUUUUUUAAAUUUUAAAAGUAAGUUAUUCAAAAAUA